CUCAAAACCCUAAAGCGAGCAGAGCGUCCUCAGCGGAUAAUAGCAAAGCGGAACCUUCUCUGAGCCGCCUCUGUCUCCGAUCAAAGAUGAAGUUCAACAUCGCUAACCCGACCACCGGGUGCCAGAAGAAGCUUGAGAUCGAUGACGAUCAAAAGCUGCGAGCAUUCUUUGACAAAAGAAUCUCACAGGAAGUCAGUGGUGACUCCCUUGGAGAGGAAUUCAAGGGUUAUGUGUUCAAAAUCAUGGGAGGCUGUGACAAGCAAGGUUUCCCAAUGAAGCAGGGAGUGUUGACCCCUGGUCGUGUUCGCCUUUUGCUUCACAGAGGAACUCCUUGCUUCCGUGGUUAUGGAAGGCGCAAUGGAGAGCGGAGGAGGAAGUCUGUUCGAGGUUGCAUUGUCAGCCAGGACCUUUCUGUUUUGAACUUGGUUAUUGUGAAGAAGGGUGAGAACGAUCUCCCCGGAUUGACAGACAUCGAGAAACCUAGGAUGAGAGGUCCCAAGAGGGCAUCCAAGAUCCGAAAGCUGUUCAAUCUCUCAAAGGAGGAUGACGUUAGGAAGUAUGUUAACACCUACCGCCGAUCAUUCACAACCAAAUCUGGGAAGAAGGUGAGUAAAGCUCCCAAGAUUCAGAGGUUGGUCACUCCAUUGACCUUGCAAAGGAAGCGCACAAGAAUUGCUGAGAAGAAGAAGAGGGUUGCCAAGGCGAAGGCUGACGCUGCUGAGUACCAGAAGCUCCUUGCGACCAGAUUGAAGGAGCAAAGAGAGCGUCGCAGUGAGAGUUUGGCCAAGAAGAGGUCCAGGCUCUCUGCUGCUUCUAAGCCAUCAGUUGCUGCUUAGAUUUUGGUUUAAGAUGUCAUGGUUCAUCAUGCCCAACCAUUUGCUUCCUGGAUGGCAUUUGCAUUGAUUGUGCAUUCACAAUUUUCUUC
Molecule: messenger RNA, 925 nt
Organism: Morus notabilis
Lineage: Eukaryota; Viridiplantae; Streptophyta; Magnoliopsida; Rosales; Moraceae
Product: 40S ribosomal protein S6
Exons: 7
Coding region: 87-836 (249 amino acids)
Biological process (GO): translation
Cellular component (GO): ribosome
Molecular function (GO): structural constituent of ribosome
Source: RefSeq, a predicted model, not a curated record